CCAGACCAGACCAUGAAGGAUGCCACUGACCCAAAGCUUCAUAAGGAGGAGAACAAUUGUUUUACACCCUCUCUGUUCCUGCACAGUCAUUGCUGCACAAGUACUUAGUGAGCUGAGUCACUUGGUAAGCCCUGUUGUGUUUCCUUAAAAGGACGAACAUACUUUACUGUUUGUAUAGGACAAACAUAUACUUUACUGUAUAAAAAACAUUAAGGGGAAUUGUAGUCAGGGUGGGGGGAAGAGGCACUGGAUACCAGCAUGUGUGGGGGUAGCUGGCUAGUAGAGACUACUUCAGUUCUUCUCUGGUCUUCAUAAAACCCAAGCCAGAAAAGAGCUCAGAGGGUUUUAAUGCUCAUCUCAUAUUUAAAGUAAGCAAGCUGAGUCACCGAGGUUCAUAUUCCAAGGCAAGGGAUUAAGGAACUCAGCAACAUCUCUAUGCAAACCUGUUGACAGGAGUUCCUUUUGCUCCUCUGUAACCAAUGUGGAUGUUCUUUCCAGCAAUCUGCAGCAACCCCAAUGCAACGUUCUUACAUAAGGUCUAAAUUUGGCCUAAAAUCCUGAGCAGACUUGCACUCCACACCCAAGGGAGAAGCUGAUUUUGCAAUGUUUCUAAAUGAUUAGCAUUUUUCUGAUCAUAAUAUCACUGUAUACCCGGAUUUAACAAAAAGGACUUUUGUAUCAUUUUGCUUCUAAAAGAUUUGCUCAGCGCAAACACCCAUUUUUUUAUAAAAAAAGUGCAUAUAUUAAAACAACAUAAUUUUCAUUUUCAUUUCAGAACCUUUUCUUGCCAUAGCAAGAGUAUUAAGACUGGCCGUUUCCAUUUAAACAGGCCCUUGGUGGGGAAUGGCAAUGGUGCACAGGAGCCUGAAGAAGUCGCUAGCCUGCUACUGGGGGAACUUUUCUAGGUUAUGCUUUUUCUUAGGACUCUCCAUUGUAUUGUCUGCUAUUAUUUGGAAACAAAGCAAGGAGACAUGCAAUUGUCCCAAAUGGGAAGAAUCUGGAUUAAAGGUAGGUAACAAAGAGUUGUCGGUAGGGUUUCCCCAUGAGGUUAUUUGCACUUCACACAACAUUUAUGCGAUGAUGCAUCUCCAGAGGAGGUGAGGAAAAAGCCCCAAACAGCUUCAGCUGGAUACUUAUGGAAGCACCUUUCCCUGUACAGUGGUACCUUGGGUUACAGACACUUCAGGUUACAUACGCUUCAGGUUACAGACUCCGCUAACUCAGAAAUAUUACCUUGGGUUAAGAACUUUGCUUCAGGAUGAGAACAGAAAUCGCAUGGCGGCAGCAUGGCAGCAGCAGGGGCCCCCAUUAGCUAAAGUGGUACCUCAGGUUAAGAACUGUUUCAGGUUAAGAACAGACCUCCAGAACGAAUUAAGUUCCUAACCUGAGGUACCACAGUAUAUUCUUGACUGAGAAUUGAAAUUUCUUGAAAGUAUAUUCAGUGCUCCAUCAGUGGAAGUGGUGCAUUAUGUGGAGAUGGGUAAGAAAGUCUUUCCCACGGUGACACUUGGUUAUGGAACUCUGUGGACUCCUCCUCUCUUCCUGAGCGCUUGUCCUCAGCUGAUAUGCCAGGUUCAAUGUGAUAUUAUUGAUUAUCAAAGUCCUUGCAUGCCACACAUACUAGUUACCUGACAGUCUAUUCCUUCCCAAGUCCUUGGACAAUAAGCUAAGCCCUGUGGAAAGCUAAUAGCUGUGUCUGCAAUGUGCGUGUACAUCAAAUUACGGGAUGCAUUACUAGUUCUUCUGCAUGGGCAUCUAUGGAUUCAGCCCAUUGUUCAGAACUAUACCAUUCAUUUCUAUAUUUUAUUAUAGUGCUACCAGAGUGCAUGGAGCUUUGCAAUUUGCAAGAGAACAUAACCCUGCCUUCGGGGGUUUAAAAUCUAAAAUGCAAGACGGGGUAAAGCAGAUGAAGGAAUGCUGCAUAUUGAGCUUAGUUGCAGAAUUUCUGAUGAACGGGAUAUGCCAUCUUGUAGGGUACAGAAUUCUGCAUAAUAAUAUAACAUAGGAUUCACACAGUGAUGGAGUUAUGAGAAAGGAAGCCUCACAGCUGAUAUAAAAAAACAGUCUACUGUUGUUAUAUUUAAGGAUACAGAUAGAAUGGAGACAAUCACCUCAGAAAAUAUUAUAUUGAAGAAGAAUCCAGAUUUCAGUGUAAUGGAAAGUGCUACAGGUCUCUUACCUAUUCAGUAUAAAUAUCUCUUGGGAUCACCUCCUUCAAUAAAGAGUAAGUAACUAUGAGGGGAAUUGAAACCUUAAUGGUUUGUGGAGGGAAAUAAUGUAAAAAUAAAUAACUCACCCACCAUCUGCCUGGUAAAAAGGUAAAGGGACCCCUGACCAUUAGGUCCAGUCGUGGACGACUCUGGGGUUGCGGCACUCAUCUCGCUUUACUGGCCAAGGGAGCCGGUGUACAGCUUCCGGGUCAUGUGGCCAGCAUGACUAAGCCGCUUCUGGCAAACCAGAGCAACGCACGGAAACACCAUUUAUGUUCCCACUGGAGCGGUACCUAUUUAUCUACUUGCACUUUGACGUGCUUUCGAACUGCUAGGUUGGCAGGAGCAGGGAUCGAGCAAUGGGAGCUCACCCUGUUGUGGGGAUUCGAACCACUGACCUUCUGAUCAGCAACCCCUAGGCUCUGUGGUCUAGACCACAGCGCCACCCGCAUCCCUGCCUGGUAAGCCAUCUAUGCCUCAUUAUGAUUUUCCUCGAGAUCAUUUUCUAUGUCAAUUUUUAACAAAUGAAUUUUAGAACAGCUGUUAGCCCUGAACACACUGUAUAUCAGAGGUGGCUAACCAGCGGUUCUCCAGAUGCUUUUAGACUCCAACUCCCUUCAACCCCAGCCAGUGGUCAGGGAUCUAAAUGGUCAACAGGCCUUUAAGACAUAGCUUGUGGUUACUGAAGUAUGUUUUAGCAAAGUCUGCAGAAAUAAGCCAAUCAUGCCCAUGAUCUCCCACGCUGAGUUUUCACCCCCAGAAACCACCUGUUUGCUUUGGAAAGAGGUAACCAUGAGAAAGGCAUGUGUUAAUUGGUCAGGAGAGGAUGAAAUGCAGGAUCUUGGCAUGCAUCUUAUGGACAGGAGGGCUGGUCUUGCACAGUUGCCAGAAGGCUGUGUCGUGAAGGAGUUUCUGCCAUGAACUCCAAGGACACUACUGCUCCUUUGCAACAGCCCCAACUACACCCCCAGGACCAGCUUUUUGGGGAGGGGUUUGUGAAGAAGACAGCCAGGAAAGGAGUGUUCCACAAGCAGAAUUCAACUCAUGCUGCUGUAGAUCGAGCUUACACUCUCACCCCCAUAUUCAGCGCUAUUUUUCUAGAAAAAGAGGUGCUGGAACUCACAGUGAAUGCCUCUCUUGUUCUCUUAGAAUGGCAAUGGUGCCCACCUAAGAGGUGCAGGAACUGAGUUCCAGUGAGUUCUAGCUGGGGAAAAAGCCCUGCCCAUAUUGCAGAUGGGGAGCUGACAUGAAUAAUAAUAAAGCCACAAGAUUGUGGUGAUAUUCAAAUAACGCACCCGGUGCUCUGAACAUACAAAAUGCUGUAUAAAUGCUCAAUAUUCUUAUAGUCUUUACUUGUUCUAGGAUUCUUGACCAUUGGAAUCUCUUCUUUCCACAAAAAGAAGGAACACCUUUUGUUGAAGACAAUUGAUUCCAUUUUCAGUCACUGCCGCCAAGAAGAAUUAAAUCUGAUCACCGUAGUUAUAUACCUAGCCAAUAACGAUUCUAAGCUGAACAAGGAAAACGCCGAGGAGAUGAAGGUUCAGUUUAGUGCGCAUGUGAAGGCAGGAAGGCUGCUUGUUAUACAAAGCUCUGUAGAAAGUUACCCUCCUGUGCACAAUCUGAAAGUAGAUCUUUGGGGCAAAAACAUCAAAUAUAAAUCUAAACAGAAUGUAGAUUAUGCUUAUUUAGUUAACUUUUGUGCCAAUCUCUCUCAGUAUUAUUUGAUGCUAGAGGAUGACACUGCCUGUGCCACUGGUUUUGUGUCCAUUAUACAAAGCUAUGUAAGGACGAUGGAGGAAUCCUGGACCACAAUAGCAUUUUCAAGGCUAGGCUACAUAGGGAAGCUCUAUCAUAGCUCUGAUCUCACCAAACUAGCUCGGUUUCUCUUGAUGUUUUAUGAUGUUAUUCCCGCGGACUGGCUCAUGACAUAUUUUCAUAAAACCAAAAUGCAAGGAGAAACUAUUUUCUAUUGGCCUUCUCUCUUCCAGCACGUAGGGAGAAUUUCUUCAUUUCACGAGCUGGAAGUACAACACACAGAUUCAGAGUUUUAUGAAGACAUUGGAAGUUUGGGUGAUGCCCUUACUGCUUCCUGUUUCACAAACAUGCAAAUAUAUGGAAAUUACAUACCGGCCAAUGUGUGUCCCCCUGGAAGGGGUGUCUUUUGGGGUAUGAAUGUGACAGCAAAAAGCUACUUCACCAUUGUUUUUGACAACCCAAUUAUUCCCCAGAAGAUUCAGAUUUACACAGGGUCAGCCGAACAUAGCACAGACAUUCUUCAUAAUGGUUUUGUAGAAAAGGGCAGGCUCAAAGUCCACUUAAAUGAACGUCAAACAUGCCUAUCCUUCAUACCAAUUGGGGAUUUUAAGUCUGGAUUUUUUGAAAUGGAAGAUCAGACUAAUAAAGGUGACAUUGAAUGCCUUCGAAUAAAAGCUACAGCUCCACAAAAGCACUGGCUGAGGAUAAGGAGAAUUAGUAUUUGGGUGAAGAAGAGUUAAUUUCACAUUCUGUUAUUUAGUGUUCACCACUGCAGAAAGGUAUAAUGAAUCUUGCUAACGAUAAUUAUAUAAAUCAACAUUUCACCUUCUGUAAUGGAUGGCCCCUUUGUUUCUCUUUAAAAUAAAACAAAACAAAAUGGUUGAAUAGAAAGCAAAAAGCAACACCUUACAUAAUAAAUUAACAUUUUCCCACCAA
Molecule: messenger RNA, 4901 nt
Organism: Podarcis lilfordi (Lilford's wall lizard)
Lineage: Eukaryota; Metazoa; Chordata; Lepidosauria; Squamata; Lacertidae
Source: the annotation of a GenBank genome assembly